This is a messenger RNA of Rotaria sordida, 417 nucleotides long. NCBI's taxonomy places the organism in Eukaryota, Metazoa, Rotifera, Eurotatoria, Philodinida, Philodinidae. The record is from the annotation of a GenBank genome assembly.
AUGUCAACAAAAACAUCAAACUUAAAUACAUCAUCACAUAUAUCAUUAUCAACUUAUGACAAAAAUCAACCAAAUUUUCAAAAACGUAUUGAACAAUUUCAUGCAACAUCAACAAAUCCAUCAAAUAAUUCAGUGUCACCAACACUUGAAUUACCAUUAUCAUAUGCACCAUCUCUUAUAUCAAUCGGUGGUUCUCGUUCUCCUUCAUCAUCAUCAAGUCGUCCAUCAAAUGAAAUUCGUACACCAUUAAUAUCUCCAACAAGUUCUCCUCGACCACGUUUUACAAUAUCACGUUUAACUGAAACAUCAAUGACUAAACCAACAGGAGGACCAAAAAAACCUGGUCAUUAUAAUCAACGUCCAUCUUCUCCACAUCCUCAUCCACAUUCAGAUAAUUCAAAUCAUUUACCGAACUAA